AUGCGGAUCCUACGCAAUCUAAUUAGCAAUUUCACACGUAACGCUCCAAAACGCGACUUUGCUCACGUUCACGACGUGCAGAUCAAGUGGGAAAGAGUACCAGCACAGAGCGGGAAAAAGCAAGAGCAAGAAGCUGGCAAUAUGUCUUUGAACGUUUUCAAGCAACCCCUCGCGCUUCACUCCACACAGUCUUUGACCGGAUUCACCCGCUCAGGCUACUGUGAGGUACCCGCAUCAGAUGCUGGCAACCACGCCAUAGCAGGUAUCGUGUCAAAAGAGUUCCUCGACUUCUCUGCCGCACGUGGCAACGACUUGCGUCAAGUAGGACUUACGGAUGGCUGCAAAUGGUGCCUUUGUGUGAACAGGUGGAAAGAGGCGUUUGAUGCUAGGACAGGCAUGGAUGACAAGAAGGUUCCCAAGGUUGUCAUGAAAGCGACGAAUGAGAAGGCGUUGAAAGGGGUGAGUAUGGAUGAUUUGAAGGCUUUUGCUGUGGACAAGGAGUAG
Molecule: messenger RNA, 504 nt
Organism: Alternaria burnsii
Lineage: Eukaryota; Fungi; Ascomycota; Dothideomycetes; Pleosporales; Pleosporaceae
Exons: 2
Coding region: 1-504 (167 amino acids)
Source: RefSeq, a predicted model, not a curated record